Molecule: messenger RNA, 252 nt
Organism: Brenthis ino (lesser marbled fritillary)
Lineage: Eukaryota; Metazoa; Arthropoda; Insecta; Lepidoptera; Nymphalidae
Source: the annotation of a GenBank genome assembly
AUGAUGUUCUCCUGGCCGAUUCCGGCCACGGCGGCCAAUCUCAUUGAGACUAGCCAACUGCGCAGGAGAUAUUAUAGUGCAGAAGUGUACGCGCAGACGCAACGUGCACUCUCUAUUCCUGUCACUCUCAUACUCCGGUGGGACGACUGCUUGACACGACCAGUGAGAGUUAAGGCGCAGGACCGACGGCUUUACGUGCUCUCCGAGGCACGGAGGUGUAACACCGACAACUUCCCAACUCCGGGCUGUUAC